AUGGAGUCGUCCCUCGAGUCUGGAAGUGAACACGACUCGCUGGAACUACGCUGCGUCAAGGCGCUGUUUCUGGAAAGACAGUAUCGGCAAUGCAUCACCACCUGUCGCAACGCCUUGGAGGCCCAUGACAACACUCAUGGCGCAAACCCACUACGCGCCACCUUCUUCCGCUUCUACCUGGCGCUCGCACACGAUGAACUGGCGCGCGCGAUGCACAAUUUCUCCCAUGCGAAGGUGGUAGCCUUUCAGCAAGCCGCGGAACUCUACGAUGAAGCGCUGCAGACCUUGCCAUCCGCCCAGGACUGCCUGGCCUCCAUACCGAGGAAGACAGCCACCAGCACCCGUGAACCUUCGCCUGAGAUGAAGGCGACGUCAAGGCACGACAGUCUGCACUCAAAUGGCGCGAAUGACCGCUUCCGCCCAAUGUCCGCUCAAGGCCUGAUGCCACUUUCGCCACCGACUCACAUGCGCAACAACAGCCUACCAGUCCGCUCGCCACCGCGAAGCACAUCCGCCGACACCCUGACCUCCGACCUCGACGACCUGGAAAGCCACAACAGCUUCAACGACAUCAUGACACCCACACGCUGGCCCACAAGACUAGAACGGGACUACUCAUCCAUGUCCCUUCUCCAGCCCGCGCAAAGACAAAUGUCCCACCACCUGAUGCGACCAGUCCGCAUGGGCUCACCCGCGAAAUCCUACCACCUCCCCUCCAUUCCCCAGACCCAGCAACGCGCCCAACUCCUCCGCCUCAACACCGCUCCCACCCACAGCUCGCCAGUGCGCAAACAACUCCUCACCCAAAGCGAACAAGCCUCCCCCGUCUGGGAACAAUUCUCGCCCGUCUCACCUCUCGACUCCGACGACGAGGACAGCUUCUCCGACACCGGCACCAUCUCGCCCAUCUCCCCCGAAACGCCCUGGCACCACGACCACUGGGUCUCGGCCCUCACUUCCCGUUCUCACCACGUAUUACUUGAAGAGCACCUCCACGCCCUGCAAACGCAGAUUCACACGCACAUCCGGCUGUUACAAACAGCGCAGCAACGCACACUCGAAGCCAAAGCCGCUCGCACGCUGGCGCACGAAUCGAUGUUUAAGGGGCAGCGAGGGCAGGCGCGGGCGAGAGGGAGCGGAAGCGGCAGUGAGAUGGCAGGCAAGAGGAUGUUGUCUGAGCGGAGUUACUGGAGUUUCACGACGGAAGAGGUGCGGCAGGUGGAGAAACGGAAUCGGAUACUGGCGGCGAAGGUGCGGGGAUGGAGGAGGGAGCGGUUUGACGGGGAGAGGUAUCGAGAGUUGGCUGCAAGGGCGUUGGCGGAGCUUUGA
Molecule: messenger RNA, 1329 nt
Organism: Saxophila tyrrhenica
Lineage: Eukaryota; Fungi; Ascomycota; Dothideomycetes; Mycosphaerellales; Extremaceae
Exons: 1
Coding region: 1-1329 (442 amino acids)
Source: RefSeq, a predicted model, not a curated record